GGCUGUAGUCCCUGCUGGACAUGCUGCCGACAGAACUCUCUCUGCACAAACUACUCAUUUCAUCUUUAUUAGAAAGUUUCUGUUCAAACAUCUGCAUCAACCAUGGGAGUCGCCUACAGUGUUGGAGAGGUGGACCAUCUUUACACUUUCUUCUCACAAUGGUCUCCAGACUUUACAACAAAAUGCAAUAAGAUGAACAAGAAGCCUAGGUACCUAAUCCGAGAGAAGAAUCACAACCACUAUCUGUUUGUGGAGCAGGACAAAGCUGCUAUGAUCGACAAGUUACUGAGAGACUCAGUGAAUCCUGCUGCAAGAAACUGGAUCAUCACAGUGAAAAAGCCCAAGCGGUGCCCGAGUAUUAGCAGCUUUGAGGAGUCAGAUGAGCCAGAAUACCAUGAGGAUUUGGAGGAUGCACUUCCUGUUUUGAGUGACCAGAGUCUACUUCUGGACCAUCUUCACCUGGAAAAGGUUGCAGCUCAUUUACCAGCCAGAACGCAGGGUUACCCAUGGCAUUUGGUCUACAGCACCGCCGUACAUGGGAGCAGCCUGAAGACUCUGUACAGGAACAUGACAGGUCUGGACAGCCCUGUGCUCCUCAUAAUCAGAGACAUGCACAAAAAGGUGUUUGGUGCCUUCAGCUCGGACCCCUUCAGAAUCAGUCGCAUUUGCUAUGGGACAGGAGAGACAUUUUUGUUCAGUUUCAAUCCUGACUUUCAGUUGUUCAAAUGGACUGGCGAAAAUUCCUACUUUAUCAGUGGCAACUUGGAGUCUUUGCAGAUUGGUGGAGGAGGGGGCCGCUUUGGUUUGUGGUUGGAUGGAGAUCUAUAUCGUGGUUCGAGCUUCUCUUGUCCUACUUUCCACAACGCUCCACUUUCCACUCAUGAAGACUUCAUUGUCCAGGAACUGGAGGUGUGGACUGUUCAGAGCUGAUCCCACUCAUCUGUGUAGAGACAAAACACUGGUGCUGUGGUUAUACUGAGGGCCUCUGUAGUAAACAGGACUAGUCCUGCCUCAGCUUUGUGGGUCCUACUCGAGGAAAGCUCAGGCCUCACUGUGGAGUGGGUCUGACUAUGAGCAGACCCACAAGGAUAGUCCUGUGAAAUGGGUCCUGUUUGUGCUUCUCAUGAACACAACAGGCUUUCAGGCCCCCCUGCCACUAUGGAGUUAAAAUUACAACAGUUAGAGAAAAACUGUUGGAUAAGGCUUCUAAGCGUAUUAACAGUACAAGAUUUAUUACAAUAACAAGUUAUUUCUGAGUGUUUGCAUAAGAUGUCCAACACUCAUUCUAUAAAAAUCUAGGCCUAUGUUAAUCUGACGUGAACGUAAUAACAUUUUUGCACUACAUUGUUUUCAUGCAGUAUUUUUAAACAACUUUUUGGAUAAAAGGAAUACUGUAAACUGUCACUGUGUGAAUGUACAUGUGUUUUUUGUUAAAUUGAGUUCAACUCCACUAUUUAUAGUAAUCAAAAAUGGACUGAAAAUUGAAGCAACUUUCAAAAAAACUAUUUAUUAUAUUCUUCUGUGUCUCUUAUUCAUGUGCAUGUUAUAGACAGUGAAAGGCAGUGCUGGCACUGCCAGUUUUUGUGAACAAAACAAUAAAAUAUCUGGUUUGCUAUUA
Boleophthalmus pectinirostris (great blue-spotted mudskipper) is the source of this 1618-nucleotide messenger RNA. It is a transcript of the gene ncoa7a, whose product is annotated as nuclear receptor coactivator 7. Gene Ontology annotation, biological process: regulation of transcription by RNA polymerase II; response to oxidative stress. The coding region runs from base 103 to 930 and encodes 275 amino acids. The transcript has 7 exons. NCBI's taxonomy places the organism in Eukaryota, Metazoa, Chordata, Actinopteri, Gobiiformes, Gobiidae. Gene Ontology annotation, cellular component: nucleus. The record is from RefSeq and is a predicted model, not a curated record.